AUGAAGAAGGCUGGUACAGUUGUUCUUGUCACAGGGGCAUCGGGAUUUCUCGGAAAACAUGUUGUAAAGAUGUUACAGACAUGUGCAGACCACGCGCAGGAGGUUAGGAUAGUAGAUGUUGUACCUUUUAUAAAUAAGCUGGGAACUCGAAAUAUAAUUGAUGCCUGUCGUAAAUGCAAAGUUCCUAGACUAAUAUACUGCAGCAGUAUCGAGGCAGUUAGGGGCAAAGACCACAUAAACAAUGGCACAGAAAAUAAUACCUCUCCACCUGAUCAUUUCCUUUUCAAGGUGUAUGGAUAUACAAAGAAACAAGCAGAGGACUUAGUGAUUCAGGCAAACUGUCCAAAAUUGUCAACAAUUUGCUUGCGACCUUCUGGUAUGUACGGAGAACUUGAACCACGCCUUGUUCAAAAUGUAGCAGAUAGCUGGUUGGGGAGAAAAACAAGAUAUUUUAUUACUUUGAAUUGUGGCAAAGGUCAGGCAGACAUUUGUUACGUCGGAAACUGUGCUUGGGCUUUCGUUUGUGCUGACAAGACAUUGCAGACGUCGAGGUCAAAUUCAGCUGCCGGAAACGCUUAUUUCAUUCGGGAUGAUACGCCACAUACAAAUAUUACAGAACUAAUUGUACCAAUUGCUGAAGAAGCAGGAUUUAAACGUUUUCCAUUACAAAUACCUGUCUGGUUACUCUCGUUUAUAUUAUCUUUGAUGUACCAUAUCCUUAAGAUAGUCUCUGUGGUAUAUCCCGUUAACCCUCAGUUUGGUACAGACGCGUUUGAUGGUUUAGGACGUGUGUGUCAUUUUAGCUACAAUAAAGCCAAACAAUUGUUAGAUUACCAUCCAAUCUAUAACUUCCAGGAAACCAAACGUUUCACUGCAGCUUACCUCAUAAAAAUGAAAAAUGAAUAUUCAAAUCAAUAUUCUGAUGGAAAAAAUAAUUGAACAUUUUAACACCGUAUCUUGGUAUGGAGUCUGAAGCUACAUUUUGCAAAACCUUUUAAUUUCACUUGAAUUCUAUCCGGCUUCGAAAGAAAGUAUGUUGUUGAAUAACAUUCCACUGACUAUAAGUUAAGACAUCAGAACUAUAACAUUUUGGGAAAAUACGUAAUUAGCAUAUUUCUCAAACAAAUCUUUUGAAUGCUUGAUGCAAACUAAAUACUGCUCCAUUAUUUCGCUAACCAACCUACAUUUUAUUUAUGUAAAAUUUCUUGAUACAGUUCUAUGCAGUGAAUUUUGUACGAACAUUAAGGGGACGCAUAUUGCUACAUUCACAGUUCAUACAGCAAUGCGGAAGGGGUGCAUAUUCAAGAAAUUGAUGGUGGGAAAAUAAAAAACAUAUUCCUAAACUGAUAUAAUACUGAUGGACACCUGUAAUAUUCAGUAUUUUGUGGAUAAGGAUGUGGUACUAUGAAUGUAAUAGGAAAACAGAGGUGUUUGUGAAAGUACAUUCAACACAAAAUAUUAAGCUUUUGUAUUAGGAAAAAACAGGUUUUUUACAAUAACAGUGUUCCAAAUAAUGUUGAAGGGAUGAGAUUUUCUUUCUAACACACCAGGUUUGCUUAAACAUGUAAAAAUUUAACGCCACGUCAGUUCAUCUCGGGAUGGACGCCAUAUUCUCAUUGAUAAAAAAUGUAAACAAAAAAAUCAGAGUGGGAUUAGCAUUGCAAGGGCAUAACAUGACAUUCUACACAAUGAAUACCUUAGAACAGAUAUCUAAGAUGCUACACAGGUCAGGCGGGUUAAAUGCAUAAUGCCGAUCACUUGAAAUUCAUCUUGAAAAGGUGGUUAUUUUUAGUUUGUUUACAUGGUUUUUAAUUUUCCCACGACUUCUCGGCGAUUCACUGCAAAUGUAUUACUGCGCCGGACGAAAGGUAACUCUAAUAAACAACGGGAGACAACUUAGGU
Molecule: messenger RNA, 1902 nt
Organism: Mercenaria mercenaria
Lineage: Eukaryota; Metazoa; Mollusca; Bivalvia; Venerida; Veneridae
Product: 3 beta-hydroxysteroid dehydrogenase/Delta 5-->4-isomerase type 1-like
Exons: 3
Coding region: 1-939 (312 amino acids)
Biological process (GO): steroid biosynthetic process
Molecular function (GO): 3-beta-hydroxy-Delta5-steroid dehydrogenase (NAD+) activity
Source: RefSeq, a predicted model, not a curated record